GUUGGCAGCCUCGAUGGUUCCUUCUUUGUGGGGGAAUACUGUCCUAUUACGAUUCUCCUGAAGAUGCCUGGAAAGGUUGUAAAGGGAGCAUCCAGAUGGCAGUCUGUGAGAUUCAAGUUCAUUCUGUGGAUAACACUCGCAUGGACCUGAUAAUCCCUGGGGAACAGUAUUUCUACUUAAAAGCCAGAAGUGUGGCAGAGAGACAGCGAUGGCUGGUGGCCCUAGGGUCUGCUAAGGCCUGCCUGACAGAUAGUAGGACCCAGAAGGAAAAAGAAUUUGCAGAAAACACUGAAAACUUGAAAACCAAAAUGUCUGAACUAAGGCUGUACUGUGAUCUCCUUGUUCAGCAAGUAGAUAAAACAAAAGAAGUGGCCACAUCUGGUGUUGCUGACUCUGAGGAGGGAAUCGAUGUGGGAACUCUGCUGAAAUCCACCUGCAACACUUUCCUGAAGACCUUGGAGGAAUGCAUGCAGAUCGCAAACGCAGCCUUCACCUCUGAGCUGCUCUACCAUACACCCCCAGGAUCCCCUCAGCUAGCGGUGCUUAAGUCCAGCAAGAUGAAACAUCCUAUCAUACCAAUUCAUAAUUCAUUGGAAAGGCAGAUGGAGUUGAACAGUUGUGAAAAUGGAUCUUUAAAUAUGGAAGUAAAUGGUGAUGAAGAAAUCUUAGUGAAAACCAAGAGUUCCUUGUAUUUGAAAUCCACAGAAGUAGAUUGCAGCAUGUCAAGUGAGGAAAACACAGAUGAUAAUGGGACAGGUGAGAUACUGAAGGAAGAUGAAAAGGAAAACCUGGGGAAUCAUGACUGUGAGCUGGCACAACCUGGACCAGACUCAGUUUGCUCACCAGAAUCUGUCUGGAAAGACAACGAAGAGGUUAUCCCGACUUUCUUUAGUGCCAUGAGUGCCAGCUUUAGUGACAUUGAACUUCUGGAAGACAGUGGCAUUCCCACAGAAGCAUUCUUGGCAUCUUGUUAUGCGGUGGUUCCAGUACUAGACAAACUUGGUCCUACAGUGUUUGCACCUGUGAAAAUGGAUCUUGUUGGAAACAUCAAGAAGGUAAAUCAGAAGUACAUAACCAACAAGGAAGAGUUUACUACCCUCCAGAAGAUAGUGCUGCAUGAGGUGGAGGCUGAUGUAGCUCAGGUUAGGAACUCGGCCACCGAUGCCCUCUUGUGGCUGAAGAGAGGUCUCAAAUUUUUAAAAGGCUUUUUGACAGAAGUGAAAAAUGGGGAAAAAGAUAUCCAGACAGCACUGAAUAACGCAUACGGCAAAACAUUACGGCAACACCAUGGCUGGGUAGUUCGAGGGGUUUUUGCGUUGGCACUGAGGGCAGCACCAUCUUAUGAAGAUUUUGUGGCUGCACUAACCGUAAAAGAAGGUGACCACCAGAAAGAAGCUUUCAGCACUGGGAUGCAGAGGGACCUCAGUCUUUACCUCCCUGCUAUGGAAAAGCAGCUGGCCAUCCUGGACACUUUAUAUGAGAUCCACGGGCUGGAGUCUGAUGAGGUGGUGUGACAGCUACAGAACAGCACCUCCUACCUUCAGGGAAUAAAGUCUGCUAACGUGUUGAGUUGCCCUAGUUAAUUUCCAGCAGUUUUGAUGCUCUUCAACUCCUCUCUUUGGGGAGAUGGAUAGGAGGAAGUGAAACCUAGUAUUUUAUAGAAUUGUUUUAAUGAGAAUGUGUUUGAUGUGUUUAAAAAUCAAGGUGCUAAAUAUUUCAGUUCAACAGGCCUACUGGAAACCAAAUCAUAGCUAUCACAGACUUGAAUAGCAAAUAGUAAGAGCAAAAUUGACAAAUGAAUUUGUUGGGAUCACAUUUUGUAUUAUUGUUUCAGUUAUUAGUUUCAAUGGACCAUCCAAAUCUAAGAAGUAUGCAGGACUAUAAUACAAAGCCACUGUUUAAAAUAGCUUAGACAUUGACUGAGCAUUGGUGGGAGUAAAAGCCCCUUUGUUGGAAAGGACUUGCCAUGUAAUAGUUUGUUAUUCCUAGACUGUCCUGAGUGGGUGCCUUCUCUGUGACUCUGCUGAUGAGAAGGGCUGUGUACUAAAGACACAGCCCUUGUGUUGUGGGAAAACACUAACAAGGACUGCCUCGCCUGUUGUCAGGUGGGACAGUGGCUCAAAGGAGAUGACUCCCCCUCCCCCGUGCUUGAGAACAGAAUAGAAAGUUGGGGUAACUUGUUUGUGUAACACACGCCACUCUUUGCCAAUACCAUUCCUGCAUUUUAUGUGAAUUGGACAUCAUAACAACAGUGACACUAAAGAGGAUUUCUAUCAUACUUCAGUAGUAAAGUUUAUAAUAGGAAGGUCUGCUCACAUUCAUGAAGUAUCUUGUUUCUCUUGGUUUUAUUUUUAUUUAUUUAUAUAUAAUUUUUUUUUUUUUUGCCUAGCUUCAUGAACUCUCUUCAGCAAAAGAGCCAAGUAGCUUUCAAAUGUGAUCUAGAUAAGGCCUAGCCCUUAAGUGGAGAACCCACAUCUGGAGGUGAAGCAGGAAUUUGCUGGCUGAUAACCUUCCCAGGCAAUACUCUAGUACACAAAGUUGAAGAGCUACCCAGUUGAAUUCUAGUUUUCAGAAUUCCAACUCUCUGCAAGAACCAAAUGAUAUAUCCCUUAACCCCCAGAAGGAAGGGGGCCAUCAUUCAAGUAAAAUAAUUAAAUGAAGAGCAAGUAGGCCAGCAGCUUGUGUAACAUUGCUGUGGCAUUUCUAUAAAAAGUGACAAGGUGCCCUUGUCUCCCAGCAAUGGGCCGAGCUGCCUAGAGUGUGCACAGGGGAGAAGCCAUGAGUGCCUUCCCCAGGAGAGCUACUUCCUCCUAGUAAAAAGGCCGUUCCAGCAUAAGCAGUCCCCAGAGGAAGUGAGCCCUUUGCCAGGUCCAGGUGAGGGGAGCUGCUUUUGCUGCAGCACAUACUAGGGCUCUGAAGAGAACUCUGUCCAGGGAAAGGCGCUGGGUUUUUUCUUCUGUCUGUCUGUAGCAAGUGGACAUUAACUCAGAUUAAUGAAGCAGAGAGCUGGCCACAGUGGUGCAUGUAAUCCCAGCUGCUCAGGGCUAUGAGGUGGACAGAUCACGUGAUCCCAGGGUUUGGAGGGUAACCUGGGCAACAUAGCAAAACCUUGCCUCUUAAAAAUAUUUUUAAUAAAAAAAUUUAAGUGAAGCAAGCAUUUUGCCCACAUGAGAAGUUCUAGAAGUAAACAGGACCAGGAGGAAGGGGCUGAAAUUACUGACAGUGUGCUACUUUGCACCCACAAGACCCUCAUAUGGUUCCUUUUCCCUGGCAAAUGGAAAUCUAAGGGAGGGGCUCAGAUUUAGACCUCCCACCCAUGGCAUAACACUUAAGACCAGAAAGAGAAGAGGUAGCUAAUCUACUUCUCCCUGAGAGUGUGUGAGCCAUCUGUGGACUGUGCUACCAGGAAAAUGAUGCUAAGCAGCCCCGGUUGCCUCUAUAGUUACCAGAGCCCAGAGGUGGGGCACUCUGAAGACACCCUGGUCUUCAUUGAGCCUAUAAGUGCACACAAAAGAAAGCUGCUUGAGGGCAGUCUGAGUGUGUAGGUCCAUUCCACCUGGAUUGGUAGUUGUUGGCUGUUUCUCCUUUUAGUUACAGUCAGAUUUUUAUUUUCUGAUUACUGUUUUUAUUUCUGUUACUUUCUAAGAAAGCAGUAAUAACAAAAGAUCCUGAAAGUGCUCCAGGGAGCCCUUCCAAGAGCUCUGGAGUCCCUAAGCCACCCUCCCCCAGCAAGUGAAGAACCGGUGUGUGUGUUAACAGAGUGCUCACCUUGUCUCCAAUGCCAACAACAGUUUUGGAUUAUUUUCCUAGCAUAAAUGUAAGGGAGAAGCUGGAGAAUAUGGAAGUGUGUCUCCCUCGACUCUAGCAGAAUUGAUUAAGUAGCAUUGGCUGACCCCUUAAGGAGCACUGCCCCGCCACCACGCCCUCAGUCUGCUCUUCACCCCGAGCCCAUGAAGCUCAGCUCCACACUGGGUGGCAUCAGUGUGUGUAUUAAACUGAAAAAAAAGGCUUUUCAAUUGUGACAAGCCUUUUGUCUUUUGAAAACAAAUCUGAUUAUAACUAAAACCUACUGAAAGAUACUUAGAGGUGUGACCCCAUUGAGGGUGGAAACCAGCUUGUUAACAGAGGCAGAGGUGAUUCCCAUGGCAGCUCUUGACAUAGUCUAGAAGGGAGCUGGAAGGGUGCUCUGGGUAUGUAGUGGCUUGUUACUAUGUACAAGUCAUUGUGAGCAUGGCAUUGUCACUUUCAUGACACUUCCCGUAACAGGGAGCAUCACCUGUACCCCCUGUUUCAGCCAUGAGGCUUUUUUUCUUCUCUGCUACCGAGCCUUGCUACCAGUGAACUGCCCCCUCCGCCAUCAGCUUGCUACAGUGAUUCCUCUCUUAGCUCUUUGUUUCCCCUUCUUCAGCAGCAGCCCACCUGGUCCAGGAUCUGUUACCUACCUACCCGAACUGCUAGAGCCUAGGGCAGAAGCCAUGUUCACAUUUAUAGCUGUUAGGUGGGGGAAGGUGACAGUGGGAGAGCUGAGUGCCGGCCAUUGGGAAGUCCAUCCUCUGCCUUUGAUUAGUCCAUAUACUGUGUUAGUGUGUUCAGCUUUCUACUUGCUGAAUAGUAGUUUUAGGUAAGCAGUGUAUGGUGGGAUUGGUAAAUUCAAUGCACUUUGUUAAAUUUGGAAGCAAGAAGUGCUGAAGAAUUUUUCUUAAAGAAAACUAGUCCCAUUGUAAAGGUCACAUAUAUGGAGAGCUUUCAGAUAAAGCAACAGAGAAAUGAGAGGAUUUGGAGCAAUACAAGAUAUAAGAUAUUUUGGAGACUUUCUGAAGAACAGGUUUUGGUGAAUUUCCUACUAAACCACUAUAUCCUAGGGGGACGGGAUCCUGUCAUGUUGUUUCUGAAUCAUUGAUUCAAACCACUGCUUCUGAUUUAGUCACAGGUUUACAGCAGUUCACAUCUCUACCCUCAUGUUUCAUUUCACUAGCACACAUUUUUAGAGUUGCAGGUUUCUAGAUGUAGAGUUUCUAAGUAACUGCAAUAGGUGUUGAGCUAUACCUCAGUUCAGCAAUCUAAUGUGUUUGGCCAUAGAGAGCCAGCUGGACCUGAGAUGCUCUGUGACACUGCACAGUAUACUUGCACAAGACCCCAGAAGUCCACAUGAAGGCUGUAUUGAGACGUGUUCUACUUCUGUGUGACCCUUUGUAAUCUGCAAUUGCUUACUCGGGUUUCACAGGAACAGCAUGAGUAUCCGAUAGCUGUCUGAUGGUAUUGGAAGACUUAUAACAAGCUUAUAGAUGUGUAAUGUUAGCUGAGAGUCCUUCCACUUGCCCUUCCCCAUCAAUGUUCCAGUCCAACCCCAUCUAGACCAUCCUGCAGACCAUUUGCAUGGUUUCUUGCUACACAGCUGUCUUCAAGAAAUCUAGGUACAGGCAGCAUGCAUUGAUCUCUCUUCUCCAUUGUCUAUAUAUAGCCUUUACUGGAAAGGAACAAAUGCCACUAUUCUGCAAUGCAAGGUUUUCAGAAUUCUUGUAAAUUGUAAAUCCCUGAGUCACUUUUCAGAGUGAUCAGUGUUUCUAGCCAAGCUGGGGGAAGGGGACAUAAUAUCCUGCUUGAUUUAAAUGUCUUGUGUAUUUCAAGUGUGGUCAGUGUCCUCCUCACCUUACCUUAUGCACACCCCUGGGCAGGGUGAUCCCCUCACCCUGUGGUGGAUGGUUCCAUCAACCUAGCAUGGUGACCUCAUUGCACAGCUGAUCUCAUCCGCACAGAACCCCAUGUAUGUGUCCACAGGUGUGGGUGGAGUCAGUGAAGAGCAAGGUGAGCUAGAUGGCAGAUGAGCCAGCUUCAUGACACGGGUAAUGUGUGAUUCCCAUGUGUCAUGAGAUUUCACUAGAAUGUCAUUCGGCAGCCCAACUACCUCAUGUGAAAUUGGCUGUGGACAAUCUGUGUUAGGUGAGAAAUGUGUUCAGAGAAAUUUAUUCUGGUUAAUAAAUUGAACAGUGUGGUGUCUCUAUGAAGAACAAACAUGUCACACCAGACGCCAAAGGCUCAACUAUACAUAGAUUCUCUUGGAUUCCUUUCUACAUUAAUGUUUAGUUCUGCAGUCGUACCCUCAUGAAUGUCUGUAGUUUUGCAGAGCCACAUGCUGAGUGUCUGUCACAGAACCCUGUGUCACCUCUUCUUGUCUCUCAGUAUUUUGGAUGAACAUCAUAAUGCUGAUAGGAAACAAGUUAAACUCCAAAAGCAUCAGACAACCGUGGCUGCUUAGUGUAAUGGGCCUUUAUUUAGAAAUGUAUUGGAGCCUUUUAGGGCCAAUUGUUGAGUGAAAAUUUUGUGUGCAAAUGUGUCUGCUUCUCUGUCCAAGUUGUUAUUCUGUAUUUCAUGGGAAGUGGGGCAGGGGAGGGUUUUACUUCCUUUGGAGAAUGUUUGAAAACAUCUGUCAGAUUUUUAUAUUCAUUAGUUACAAUAAACAUAUUUUUAGAGUAUUUCA
Cricetulus griseus (Chinese hamster) is the source of this 6478-nucleotide messenger RNA. Lineage: Eukaryota; Metazoa; Chordata; Mammalia; Rodentia; Cricetidae. The record is from RefSeq and is a predicted model, not a curated record.